Messenger RNA from Paramecium octaurelia, 1854 nucleotides. The record is from the annotation of a GenBank genome assembly. NCBI's taxonomy places the organism in Eukaryota, Ciliophora, Oligohymenophorea, Peniculida, Parameciidae.
AUUUAUCAAUACAAUCUCCCCACAUGAACAACUAAAAUGAUGAUUAUCUGCCUUCAUUGCUAAAGGAAUUUCAGGGAACCGAAAAUGCAGAGGGACAGUUAUCUGAAUAACAAAAAGUUAAGUAAGGCCUUGCUUUUAUUACAAGAUUGGGGAACUUAGGCUUGAUGACUCCAAUGAGCAAUACAUUAACGACAGAUUUCGAGUAAAUGACAUUGGACACAUCACCUAAAGAAAGCGUAGUUAAUCCACAAAACUGUCUCAUUAUAGACACCAUUGAUGAAUAAGAAGAAAAUAUAUUCAAAUUAUAAGUACAAGGAACACUUAGUACUUAGAAACAUUAAAGUUUCAAGGUACCUAAAGAAUAGAAACGAAAAUCUCCAAAGCAUAAAACAUGUGAACCUCACCUGACUGAACCUCUUGGCUAAGGAAUUGAAGAAAAUUAGGAUGCUAUUUUAGAGAUGCAAUCCCCUAGCUCUAAUGACACUCCUCCUUUACUCAAUGCUCAGACUUUAUAGGUUAUAAAGGAACUGUGGAAUUCAGAAAAGAAUGAGACUGAGUAUUUCCAGGACAUCAUUGACGGUCAUUCCAUCCCUCAAGGCUUGGCUUAUGAUUAUAGUUACCUUAACUAACCGCUAUACUCUCCACUUCUUGAAUCUCAAAGUCCUCAAGCUAAAUUUGAACCAGAUGUUGAAAUGGAUCUUUAGGUGACCUCUUUAGUAGUAAUAAACAUGGCAUAAAUCUAUAGGAUUAACUUUGGGGAAACCAGAUUGUAAGCCGCAAAUUGCAGAAGAUGUUGGAACAAGGGACUUAGGAAUAGAAGGAAUUGAUCACAUGUAAAUUGGAACGCAUCAGUCCACAAAUUGAGAAGGAUGUAUUUGGCAAUUACGUAGUUCAAAAAAUCUUUGAAUGCAGUAUAAUUGACUCAUGAUAUUUUAGCUAAUCAAAAACUACAAUUUAGGAUGUUUAAUAAAUUAAAGUCCCAUUUCUAUGACUUGUCCAAGAAUAAUUUUGGAUGCAGGGUGAUGCAAAAAUUGAUUGAAUACACCUACAAUCGUGAAGAUUUGUAAUUGAUUGUACUAUAGCAAUUACAAUCUAACAUGAGAUCUUUAAUCUAUGAUUUGAAUGGAAAUUAUGUCAUUUUUAAAAUGUUGGAAACUUAUGACAAAUUGAAAAUGGAAUUUCUCAUUCCCAUUGUAGAAGAAUCUGUAUAUUUACUCAUUCAACUAUUUAGUUUAACUACAUGGGCUAAUAAAUAUAUGGCUGCAAAAUUAUUCAUAAAGUUAUAUAAUAAUACACUCCACAACAAAUAAGUAGAAUAAUUAGAUUAUCUGUGUAGAAUUAUAGUAUACUGAGUUAAACUGAAUAUGGAAACUACGUCUUAUAACAUAUAUUAUAAUAUUGGAAACCUAGCUAAGAAAAGGGAUAUUUAGUUCAAUUAGUUAUAUAACAAUUUUACUAGCUUAGUGUUAACAAAUACGCAAGGUAUUGUCUAAUAUCAUUUCAAGCAAUACUGUUGAACGAGCCUUGGAAGUCCUAGGUAAGCAAGAAUUAGUGGCAAUAAUGAAUUGGCUUGUAUGUCGAAAUCCAAAUUAAUAGUAAAAUACUCUCUCUAUCUCUAGUUCAAGUAAUUUCGUCAUCCUAGCCAAUCAUCAAUAUGCAAACUAUGUUAUAAAGAAAUUUUUAGUUUUGAGUGAUCACAGUGUACAAAAAUAUAUAUCAGAUCAUCUAUAGUAAAACUAAUCUGAAUUAACAGCCAUCAAAUCGACUGUGCAUGGUAUCAUCUGAAAAUAUAUUAUAAAUAGGCCAAAGAAUUUAUAGCCUUUUGGAAAAAUCUAUCCAACAUUGAGCUUUAUU